Messenger RNA from Durusdinium trenchii, 1725 nucleotides. NCBI's taxonomy places the organism in Eukaryota, Dinophyceae, Suessiales, Symbiodiniaceae. The record is from the annotation of a GenBank genome assembly.
AUGGCAGAGGCAACUGGCUAUGCAAAGGAUUCAUGCGGAAAUUGCGGAUGCGACAAGGGUGGCAAGGAGGUUGAGGAUCUUGUCCCGGAUGUGAAGUUUGAGUACAAACCCAUGUUCCAGCACGCCAACCCUGUCGAUGUUCCCUACAAGAAAGUGGAGUCCUUGAGCGCUGGAAUCGCUACCGAAGAGGUCAAGGUGGGUGGAGCUGCCAAGAAGAUCAUCACAGUGGAGCCCUGGGUCUUGCGUCAGCUGGCCGAACAUUGCAUCACCGAGAUCAGUCACUUUCUUCGGCCGGGUCACCUUGCACAGCUUGGAAAGAUUCUCACAGAUCCUGAGGCUUCAGCAAAUGAUCGCUUCACAGCGCACAAUCUCCUACAGAAUGCUGUGAAAGCUAGCGGAGGGCAGCUUCCCGGAUGCCAGGACACGGGCACUGCCAUUGUAAUGGGGAAGCGUGGAAUGAGUGUAUUCACUGCUGGCGACGAUGAAGAGCAGCUAUCUGGGGGCGUCUACGAUGCUUACACAAAGAGGAAUCUGCGAUACUCGCAAAUGGCUCCUGUCACAAUGUUUGCAGAGAAGAACACAAAGUGCAAUCUGCCAGCGCAGAUUGACCUUUUGGCGACCUCUGAAGCCAAAUAUGAGUUCCUUUUUAUGGCAAAAGGCGGCGGAUCUGCGAACAAGACCUACUUGUACCAGCAAACCAAGGCCUUGCUGAAUCCAAAGAAGCUGGAAGCGUUCAUCAAAGAAAAACUGCAGACUCUGGGCACAAGUGCUUGCCCACCUUACCAUGUUGCCUUGGUAAUUGGAGGGACCUCAGCUGAAACUUGCUUGAAGACCGUUAAGCUUGCAAGUGCCAGGUACUACGAUGACCUCCCGACCUCGGGCAGCGACAGUGGCCGAGCUUUCCGUGACCUGGAAUGGGAGGAAAAAGUGCUGAAGAUUUGUCAAGAUUUGGGGGUGGGAGCCCAGUUUGGUGGGAAGUACUUCGCUCAUGAUGCACGGGUUGUGAGACUCCCACGGCAUGGUGCAUCCUGCCCAGCUGGCCUUGGCGUCUCUUGCAGUGCUGAUCGACAGAUCCUGGCCAAGAUCACAGCGGAAGGCGUUUUCGUGGAGGAGUUGGAGCACAAUCCUGCACAAUAUUUGCCAUCUGGACCUGUGGAAGGCCUUUCUGAACAGGUGGUUUCUAUCAGCUUGCAGCAGCCCAUGAAAGAUAUAUUGGCAGUACUCACAAAGUAUCCCAUCAAGACCCGAGUCUCCCUGACAGGUCCCCUCAUUGUUGCCAGAGAUAUUGCCCAUGCGAAGAUCAGUGAGCUCUUUGAAGAGACAGGGAAGCUUCCACAGUACGUCAAGGACCAUCCAAUCUACUACGCUGGGCCAGCCAAGACACCGGCAGGAUUUGCUUCUGGCUCAUUUGGUCCUACAACUGCUGGCCGAAUGGACACCUACGUUCCAAUGUGGCAGCCUCAUGGAGCUUCUUUGGUGACUCUUGCCAAAGGCAAUCGGUCCAAACAGGUCACUGAUUCUUGCAAGCAGUAUGGCGGCUUCUACCUUGGAAGCGUGGGUGGUGCUGCUGCAGUUCUAGCUGAAGAUUGCAUCAAGAAGGUGGAGGUGCUGGAAUUUCCGGAGCUUGGUAUGGAAGCAGUGUGGAAAAUCGAGGUGGAGAACUUCCCGGCUUUCAUUCUGGUUGAUGACAAAGGCAAUGACUUCUUUGCAAAUUGGAACAUGUGA